Molecule: messenger RNA, 1079 nt
Organism: Pterocles gutturalis (yellow-throated sandgrouse)
Lineage: Eukaryota; Metazoa; Chordata; Aves; Pterocliformes; Pteroclidae
Gene: KCTD19
Product: potassium channel tetramerization domain containing 19
Exons: 6
Biological process (GO): protein homooligomerization
Source: RefSeq, a predicted model, not a curated record
GAACCAAGAGCAUUAUGGAACCUGCAGAGGAAAAGUUAAUUCAUUUUAAUGUUGGUGGCUGGUAUUUCUCAAUUCCCAAAAGUAAAGUCUCUAAGUUUCCUGAAUCUCUGUUGUGGAAAGAAGCUUCUGUACAAGAUCAGUCUGAAAAUCUGAGAUUAUUUAUUGACCAAGAUGGUUUUGUAUUUAGGCACCUUCAUUAUUACAUGCAGACUUGAAAAUUAUCUUUUUUCAGCUAUACUGAAUGGAACUUAUUAUACAAGCAAGCAUUAAUUUUGCAGCUGACACCUUUAUUGCAGAUUCUAGAUAAUUGGAAGGAGCAGAAAUAUCAUUCGCAUGUCCAGCCUGCAGAUACACCAGUAGCUGAAAGAACAUCUCUGAAUUCCUGGAGAACACGAAAAUGCACCAGCAAGCCAUCAGAGAUUCCUUCAAGCAGGCCAGCAUCCACAGGCUUACAUGAAAGUGCUCCCCUAGGGCUGGUGGAUACACCUUUACUAGAUACAGAAGAAGAAAUGAAUUACUGUUUUUUGCCACUAGAUUUGGUGGCAAAAUAUCCUGUCCUAGUUAAUGACGACAAUUUGCUGUGGCUGCUUCAGAAUGCAGCCCUGGUUGAAUGCAGGUGCAGUGAGUUCCGCUUCAUAGUUAAUUUUCUACGCUCAGAGAAGAUGUUGUUGCCGGAUGACUUCUCCAGCAUGGAUGCCUUGGAGGAAGAAGUUUUAAUUCUGGGAAUUCCUGAGCUUAUAGAUGCUUUGAAAAUCUACAGAGGCAGCUGCUCUGUGGUGUCCCUGGCCGUGGCAGGGGCUGGGGGGCAGUGGAAGGUGUCCCCGCUCUAUGCCAUGGCGCUGGGGCUGCUGGCCAACUACCCAGAUUCGGCUCUGGGACAGCUCCGCGUGGGCAGCAACCUUGGUAGGAGCCACCUGCACCUCUCUGGUGAUGGCAUCCUCUUCCAGCAUGUCAAGAAUUGGCUGGGAACUUGCCGACUUCCUCUCACUGACAAUAUUUCCGAAAUCCAAGAGCUCUGUGCUUAUUUAGACCAAAGGGACACCACUUAUGAGCCAAUGAAAGAUGCUUUAAAACGUUAG